AAUUAUUUCUCCGACAAAGGCGGAUGUUUUUGUGCGGUUGAUCCCAAAACUUUUUGCAUUUUUAAUAUAAUUCUAAAGAUCGACAUAGUACUUCAAACAAUGUCUAAGAAGUUCAUUGUGCUUUUCGCACUUCUCAUCACCAUUAAAAUUCUUAUGGGUGAACAAAAAGUUGAAAAUGAAGAUCUUUCCAAGGAAAGUGUUUAUAAGAAUGUGGACCUUCAUCUCCUACAAACAUCAAUGCAAUCAAUACAAACAGCAAUAGAAAGCAUAAAUACAAUGUACCUGCACAAUCUUGAACCGAAAUUAAUGCAAAUUUUCACUCAAACAUCCAGUUUGGAUGCCAAUAUUAAAACACUCCAAGAGAAAACGCAAAAUUGGUACAUUCUGCAGCAUCACAUAAAUGCGUGGUCAGAUCACAUGAAGGCAAUGGAUAAGAAAAUUGAUUUACUAAAACAAACUCAAGAAAAUGGUUUUCCAUUGGAAAAGAUCGUAUCUGACUUUGAAUUCAAAACAAAUCAUAUUUUUGAAAAAGUUGACAUUUUAAAUGAGAAAAUGCACGAAAUGCUUUCAAUUUUGUAUCAUUUCAAGAAUCCACAUGUGAAAAAUGAUUCACAAUUGGAGAAAAUGAUGAAAAAUUUAUCAAAUAUUGAAAAUCAAAUGAAAUCAUUCGAGAGAAUUGUCAAUCAAAACGUUCCGAGAGAUCCUACGAAAAUUCAAGGAUCAGUGGAAAGUGAGAAUAAAGAAAUGAAACAAGUCGUGCAAAAUUACAAGAAUAUCAUGAAGAAAUUGGACAACAUUCUAAGUGGAUUAGAAACCGUUGGAAAAAGCGUGUCAAAUGGGAUAAAUGAUGCAAAGGACGCUGAUAGCGUUCUAAGCUUCAAGCAGAUUGAUGAGAAAAUUGAAGAUCUAAUUAGUUCUAUUCAAUCGGGCUUUGAUAGAUUUGAGGAAAUUCUCUACAAGAUACAAAAAACCAUUGCAGAUAAUCAUGAUGAGAUGAAGAGUGUUUGUACAGCAAGAAAUAGCACAAAUUCUGAUGUAUUGGUGAGGAAAAAUGAUGGACCAAUGAAAGAUGAAUUUCGGCAACCUUACUUAUCAUCCUGCCAUAAACUCGAAGGACGAAAGAAUGGUGUCUACCAUUUUGGUCUCUUUGAUCAGCCAAAUGAAAAUGGAAAAUUAUUCAAUAAAAGACUUUGUGAAUUUGCAACAAGCGGACCAGCUUGGACGGUUAUCCAGAGACGAGGAGAUUUCCCAACAAAUGAGAACUUUAACAGAUCAUGGGAAGACUAUAGGAAUGGAUUUGGCAAUCUUGAGAGUGAAUUUUGGUUUGGAAAUGAUUUUAUUCAUAAACUCACUAAUGAAGCUGAUCAGGAACUUCGAGUGGAAUUGGAAGACUUCGAAGGAAAUACCGUCUGGGCAGAAUAUCAGACAUUCUACGUUGCACCAGAGGACUCCAUGUAUCAUCUUGAAACUAAUGGCUAUCGCGGAAUUGUUCCAGAUUCCCUCCUCUAUCACAAUCUCCAACCAUUUAGUACCUACGACAGGAACAAUGAUAAAACCAGCGGAGUCCUUUUACCUUGUGCUCUAACAUUUGGCAGUGGAUGGUGGUUUCGUGGUUGUGGGGAAUCUAAUCUCAAUGGACGGUACCACAGUGACCCAAGAAGUGGCCAUUUUACAGGAAUUCUCUGGGAGCACUGGCUUGGGAAUUACUCACUGAAAUCCUCAAAAAUGCUUAUAAGAAAUCGUUCGCAAAAUGCUACACGUUGGGAAGAUGAAACAAAUGCCAAUAAAACGAUCAUUUUUGAUGAAGAUCCCUAAAAAGCCUCAAGCACUUUCUCAAAAGGACUGUUCAAUUUUGUUGGCCGUUUUGGAAAAUUGAAAGAAAUUCAGCGAAUUUGUUAACUAAUUGUUGUCAAAAAUUAUAUUUUUAGAAAAUGGAAAUAAAACAAAUAAAAAUCAAUUUAUCACAAAA
Lutzomyia longipalpis is the source of this 1969-nucleotide messenger RNA. Its product is annotated as techylectin-5B-like. The transcript has 3 exons. NCBI's taxonomy places the organism in Eukaryota, Metazoa, Arthropoda, Insecta, Diptera, Psychodidae. The coding region runs from base 100 to 1815 and encodes 571 amino acids. The record is from RefSeq and is a predicted model, not a curated record.